Molecule: messenger RNA, 2499 nt
Organism: Lachancea nothofagi CBS 11611
Lineage: Eukaryota; Fungi; Ascomycota; Saccharomycetes; Saccharomycetales; Saccharomycetaceae
Source: the annotation of a GenBank genome assembly
AUGCGCAUCGGCGGGCCUCUCCUCGUGGCACUUUGCUCAGCGCUGGCAUAUUGCCAGCCCUACGAGGCAUUCGGAGCCAAUAGCCAGUACCCUCCAGUCGCUGUGGUGGGUGCUCAGUACUCAUUUCAACUUUCCAACGACACUUUCAAGUCCAGCGAAGACGACAACGCUCAGAUUCAAUACGAAGCAUUCGCGCUCCCAUCGUGGCUCCAAUUCGACUCCCAGUCGCGUGUGUUUUCUGGAACGCCGUCAGAAUCAGAUUUCGACGGCGAUGCCGAGACCGCUCGUGUCUCCUACCUUUUGCAAGGGAUAGACCCCAACGACAACCAGUCUUUGAACAAGACCUAUCAAUUCGCGCUCUCAAAGGAUGCUCUGCCUGAAGUGUCUGCAAAUUUUAACCUGCUCAGCUUGCUUAAAAAUAGCGGCUACACAAACGGUAAAAAUGCCUUAAAGCUUGUUCCUGGCAGCGUGUUCAAUGUGUCUUUCGACAGAGACACCUUCGACAAUACCAGCUCUUCUACCUCAUACUAUGGUCGUUCCACGCUAUACCACGCUCCGUUACCCAACUGGGUGUUUUUCGAUAAAGCAAAUUUGAAGUUCAGUGGGACCGCUCCCGUAGUGAAUUCAGAGAUAGCGCCGGAAUUUUCAUAUUCCUUUUCACUGCUUGCCUCAGACAUACAAGAUUAUACAGGUGCUGAAGUCAAAUUCGAACUAGUUGUGGGAGCUCAUCAGUUAACUACCUCUAUCCAGAACACUUUGGCAGUUAAUGUCUCGAGUACAGGAUCGUUCAGUUAUCCUUUACCAAUGAGCUAUAUUUACCUAGAUGGCAGUCCCGUUUCCUCCUCUAAUGUCAGCUCAAUCAAGCUUUUGGGCGAUCCUGAUUGGGCCACAGUCUCCAAUCAAAGCUUAUCCGGCUCCUUACCCAAGGGUCAAACAAGCCAAAAUUUAACUGUGGAAAUCGAAGAUGUAUACGGUGAUUCUGUUUACCUCAAUUUCUUGGUUGAAUCUACUCACAAGUUGUUUGCCGUAUCAUCGCUGCCCAACGUUAACGCGACACAGGGCGAAUGGUUUCAAUCCCAACUCUUGCCCUCGCAAUUCACGGACUACAAUAAUACUGACGUGUCUUUGGAUUUCACAAACACGUCACAAUCAACAUCGUGGCUAUCAUACCAUGACAGCAAUAUGACCCUGACAGGCGAAGUACCCGAUGAUUUCGAUGAUUUAGUCGUUCGCGUGACUGCCAAGCAAGCUUCUGAAAGUCAAAGCCUUUCGUUCAAAUUAGCUGCUGUUCAGUCGAAGCAUACUUCCUCAUCCAGUUCCUCAUCCGCUUCUUCAUCGUCAACAUCCCACCUUUCUUCCACAUCUCGCUCAUCAGCUUCGAGCACGAGUACAGCUUCUGCGACUUCGACUUCGUCGGCAGCUCCAGAAUCAGGAUUGAAGAAAGCUUCGAACAAGAGCAACAAGACAGUAGCCAUUGCAUGUGGGGUAGCAAUCCCAGUCGUCGUGAUUUUAGCCCUUCUCAUCCUAUUUUUGCUCCUUUGGAGGCGUAGAAAGAAUAAAUCUGCUUCCGCCGGAGAUCGCGAAAACUCUCCCCAAAUUAGCAAUCCAAAACUAGGUAAUCCAGCUAAUAAUCCAGCAUUUUAUGGAACAGAUUCACCAUUUGGUGACGAAUAUUCAGUUGAUGAAAAUGCUUCAGCUAAGAGAUUGGCAGUGUUAAAUGCAAUGAAGUUAGAUGAACAGCCAGGCUCUGGUUCCGACAAUUCUACUUUUGACGAAAAGGCCGAAUGCGCGACUAUGAAUUCGUCAUCCUCUGAUUUAUACCAGGAUGCUAUGCAGACUGGUAGUACAGAUGCGCUUCUACCGCCAAACGAAAAUGAUCAGUAUUUUGAUUCCAAUAAACAUACAUCGUCGGUGUACUUAAACAGCGAGCCUACAAAUCGAAAAUCGUGGAGAUUUUCCGCAAAUAAUAAUGAACCCGUCAGUAACGUACGAGAAAGUUACAAUUCACUGAAUACAGUGAGCACUGCAGAGCUUUUUAACACACAAAUAGCGAACAACAAGACUCUGCCCAAGGAUCCAAGAAAGUCUUCCCUGGGCUUGCGAGACUCUGUAUUCAUGGCAAUGCCAACGAAUGCAGAACCAAAUAAAUUAGAAAACAUGCACUCAAGCGCUAUAAGUCCCCGUAAAUCAAACAACGCGUCGAAAAUUGACUUCUCCGGAGAUCGCGUAUUACCCAAUUUGAGUGAAAUGCCCCAAGAUCAACAUUCUACAAAUUCUCAUUUGUCAAGUAGUAGCUCUGAUGAUCUCGUACCCAUUAAGAAUGGAGACAAUUAUAAAUGGGUGGAACGUGAUGGAUCUCGGGGUACAGAACCUCAGAGAAAAAGGAGUGUUAAAAGACUGGUAAGUUUACCCAACAGGAGCGGCGUUGGCGUUUGCGACGCCAACGAAAUACGGGGACAGGUUCCUGAAAUUGAAGCCUCAAUGGACUCAAACAUUUAA